AAAAAUUUGUUCUAAAAUAAUUUACAGAUCCAGUUUUGAAAAGUUUUUUUCCUUCCUCAGUUUUCUACUUCCGGUAGCCAUUCCACCAAUAGACGAUCGCGGCUCACUGACGUAACUUCCUGGCCGAUGCCCCCUAAAGCCAAAGCGACCGGCAGAGCCAAAGCUCCUGCGAAGAGGAAGCUGGCCGAGGAGUUUCCCCCCGGAGAGGUUCUUACCGACACCGGGAAGAAAUCCUGGAAGCUGGGAGCUCCAGUCGGCCAGGGAGGGUUCGGCCUGAUAUAUCUGGCGGAUCAGAACUCCGACAAAUCUGUAGGUAAAGACGCUCCCUAUGUCAUCAAAGUGGAACCCAGUGAAAACGGGCCGCUCUUCUCUGAGCUGCAUUUCUACAUGCGAGCCGCCAAGCCCGAUCUCAUUCAGACCUGGAUGAAGUCCCAGAAGUUGAAGCAUCUGGGGGUUCCCCGUUAUUGGGGUUCAGGUCUGCACGAGAAAGGAGGGAAAAGGUAUCGCUUCAUGGUGAUCGACAGACUCGGCACAGACCUGCAGAAGAAGUUUGAAGAAUGCGGAAAGAGAUUCCCCAGAAAACUGGUCCUGCAGCUCGGCCUACGGCUGCUGGACAUUUUGGAGUUCGUCCACGAGCACGAGUACGUGCACGCCGACGUCAAAGCGUCCAACCUCAUGCUGAGCCACAGCGACCCCAACCAGGUUUAUCUGGUGGAUUACGGGCUGGCGUACAGAUACGCUCCUGAUGGCGUCCUUAAAGAGUACAAGGAGGAUCCCAAGAAAUGCCACGAUGGAACCAUAGAGUUCACCAGCAUCGAUGCUCAUAAAGGAGUCUCUCCCUGCAGGCGCGGCGACUUGGAGAUCCUGUCUUACUGCAUGGUCCAGUGGCUGUGCGGACGUCUGCCGUGGGAGGACAAGCUGCAAGACCCCGUCUACGUCAGGGACUCCAAGAUCAGGAGUCAAGAAAACAUCUCAGAGUUUAUGUCCAAGUGUUUUCCUUCACAAGAGAAACCCGAUGAGAUCCAGAGGUUCAUGGAGGAGGUGAAGUCUCUGGGAUACAAAGACAAGCCGCAGUACGAGAAGCUGCGCUCCAUCCUGCAGAGCGGACUCAAGAGUUUGAAGCAGAAAGACGACGGGCGGCUGGAGUUCACCGCCGCCAGUGGCGAGGCGCCGCCUCCUGCCAAGAAGGCGACAAAGAGAAAGAACGCAGCAGAUAAACCAGAAGAAGACGCCUCCAAUGAGAGUCCCAUCAAGAAGAAGAGAGAAGUGAAGAAGAAAGAGGUAAACGGCAUCAAUGAAAGCCCCAAAAAGGUCACCUCCGCAUCCCGGAAAGUUCCCAGAAAACCAGCCAAUCCCAAAUCCAAACUGGUGGAGAUGAGCACCCAGACGACGCCGAGUCUCGCCCAAAAACCCAGAGGCAGGAAGAAGGCAAACUCGUGAAUUCUCAGCCGGUUUCUACUGUCCGCACUCCCGUCUUUCUACUGCUUUUUACAUUAAAUUUUGUUUGUUUGUUUGUUUUGAAGGCAGAGCUGUUCAAAUAAAAAGUAAAUAAAGUCA
Messenger RNA from Oryzias melastigma (Indian medaka), 1557 nucleotides. RefSeq names its product VRK serine/threonine kinase 1 (gene vrk1). The transcript has 13 exons. Lineage: Eukaryota; Metazoa; Chordata; Actinopteri; Beloniformes; Adrianichthyidae. Gene Ontology annotation, molecular function: ATP binding; protein serine/threonine kinase activity. Gene Ontology annotation, biological process: peptidyl-serine phosphorylation; signal transduction. Bases 127 to 1440 code for a protein of 437 amino acids. The record is from RefSeq and is a predicted model, not a curated record. Gene Ontology annotation, cellular component: nucleus; cytoplasm.